AUGAAAAAACCUUUUGAAUCAGCUUCAGUGACGUUUAAAAGUUGCUGUGUUACACAGCAGUGAACAGUUCCUUACAUCAUACAAAUAUGUGCGAUGAUAGCAUCGUUCUUCACAUUUACAACAUCAACGUCAACCUGAAUCCUCAAAAUUCGAGCAUGACUUGAAGCACUCUGUCGAGUUACGUUAUUCUAGUGAAGCUCAAAUGAAACGAUGAAGUUUGUACGCAUCAUCGACCAGAUUAAGCUUGGUCCAUUUCGGCGUUGUAAUAUAAUGGGUUAGAUUCGGUGCAGAUGGUUCUGACUGGGCAAAGGCUUUUCCAAGAACCGACCUGCCAAUCAUCAGAGAUGGUAUUUAUGUGAGGAAGAAUGCAUCGUUUCUGGGACGUCGGUGGUUAGCUACCACUCGAUACUGAAAGGUCUAAUUUCCCAGAAGUUGGUGACCAUCUGAUAUGUGUUCACUUACGACGGUUGGGUUUCACAUGACCGCUGUGAACAGUGAGCAUUCUCGGUAGUUCUCAUUUAGGGAGGUUGGAUUGGAAGUCAUGGCACGUAGCGAAGCUGUAGAGAAAGGGAAAGGAUCCAAAAAUCGACUUGGUUCGAAAUUUUUUGGUGUCAGUUCUAACAGUGCCGAGAAGAUCCCGCCACUUUCAUCACGUCAAAAGUCUUCAAGAAAGAGAGCUUUGGAUGAAGUGAUCGAAAUAGAUGCGGAGGAUUGUUGUGAUGCCAGCACAGAGAAGAGAAACUCUGUCAUCAAUGGAUCAUCACGGAAAGUCAUUCGUAUUGAUCCACCAGAGAGGGAAGAUGGCCAUGAUUACAAGGUCGUGGAGGGUCUUGGAACAAAAAAUUCCAGGGUUCCGGAAUCGAGUAUACAAGAAUUUGGCAGCAAGCUAUCAGACGUAUGUGAUUCUCAGAAGUCCCAGAUUCUCCUAAGCAAGUGGAAAAGAUUACCAAAAGUCUUAGAUCAUCAGAAAAGAUCCUCAGAUAGGAGUUUAAGAGGAAGUCUUGAAAGCUUCUCUGAAGAAAAAGAUCUCCUUGCAAAUGAUGUAGGACCAAGUUCGGCUGCGGAGGAACGCAAAUUUGGAAAGCAGGAGAAAAUUAGGGAACAUGAACUGAUCCGAAAGGUCUUGCGAACCGCUCAUUUGGCAGAGGAGAAUGAGAGGGCUAUUGAACAGGAGGAAGAUGCUAUUCUGUUGGAGAAAGAUACUGUAAGCAUUUCGUCAAGGUUGAAGCCGAGAGCUUCGACCGAUAGGGACAGAAAAAGAAGAGCUGGCAAGGGAGAUGCAUCACCACCAAAGCAAGAACAGAAAAAGCCACGCAUUGAUGUUGUGACAACGGAGGGAUCAUCUAGGAGUGGUGAGCUAAAAGUAAGAACUAGUCUUACAAACACUUGGAAGCGACUAAAGAGAGAGAAUACAAGAAACAGGCCUUCUGCUUCUAUAGAUAUGGGAAUAAGUGUUUCAGAGGCUUGGAAACGAUUGCGGGAGGAGAAAGUCACUGAGACGUCAGGUAGCUCGUUGAAUGGGCGGUCGGACAGUGACUUGUCCAUGCGUUCGAGUGACUCGGAAUCAGACAUGUUCGAGGAGCGAUCGAAGAAAGCUCGCUACGACCUUUCAUUACCAUGCCAAGGUAGAGAACAAGUUUGUAAGAUUAGUGAGCCUAAAGAAACUCCCCUCAGAAAAAGGUUACGACAAGGCAGUGAAUUCAGGUCCUCAAGUAGCUCUGGAAGCCAUGUAGCACACUCUUCUUACCUUCACAAUAGAAGGUGGAAAAGGCCCCGGUUUGAGGAUUUGAUGUCCAUGAAAAGUGGGUCCUGGAAAAGGCAAGACAGACAGCUUCAAGAAGCUGCAGAGGAUUCCGGAGAGAGUUCUAGAAAAAGGAUUCAAUGUGAUACACCUGAGAAGCCCAGAAAAAAGCAACGGAAGUAGGCAUGAAUUAUUAUAUUCUGAUCUCAAGUUACAACUCCUGUGGUUAUCCCUUGGUUCAGAGUGAUGAGGAGGUACGAUUGUCACUUAGCCACCUCGAAAUGCUGGAACAGUCUUGCACUUGUAUGUUUGAUACUUCUACUAUUCGGAAGUUUCACUUCAGAUAGCGUCUAGGUUUCGAUUUCUUUUCGGCAUUGUGACAGUUCGGCAAGAGCUUUUUAUCAUUUUUGAGGUACAACUUACAUUCUUUUGGAAAACAUUUAAAAAAAAAAAAACAGAAUCACGAUGAUCAA
Molecule: messenger RNA, 2214 nt
Organism: Physcomitrium patens
Lineage: Eukaryota; Viridiplantae; Streptophyta; Bryopsida; Funariales; Funariaceae
Source: RefSeq, a predicted model, not a curated record